CUUCAAUUGACCGUAAUCGAUCGCAAUCGCUUUUUCUUCUUCACAAAUUAUUCUCCAGCUCUCUACCAUUCAAAGGGUAUGACGCCCAACACUGCUGGUAUCGCUAAUGCCAGAGGAUACGAGUGACAAAAGUCGAAAGUUGAAUACCCCAACAAUUGGGGACCUUAUACAGUGGACCUCCAUUCUACCAGCUCAUGUCCAACUCGUCAACUUAACAGUCAAUCAAGAUCCCCUGGGAAGUCGCAUCAAUUACACAAUCUCCCAAGACCGGACUAGGGAAGCAUUGACUUUGGAAGCAGAAGGUCUAGCUGACCUGACAAAGCAGCCGCAAUUCAAGGACGAUAACGCAUCUGACAAAGGUCCGGACGAUCCACAUACUUUACGCCCGUUUUCCAUUGAAGAACCCAAACCUCAGGCUGCUUCUACCGCUAAAACUACCCCAUCAAAACAGCCAACAAAGACCACCGAAGAAUCCGACGACGGUUGGGAAGAAGGUUGGGAGAAGAAGCCAAAUUACGGCUUUGAUCGGUUGCCAGCCGUUCCUGAUCCGCCUCAGUGGGCCGACGACCCAGAUCCGAUCGGUCGUCUUUCAGGCUUUACUCCGCAACCACCACCCCCUCCUCGUUCUUCUACUUCACGUCCCAGGGCUCCUCCUCCUCCUGCUCCUCCUCGUCGUCCUACUCGUCCUGCUCCUCAACCUCCUCAACCUCCUCGUUCUUCUAGUUCACGUCCCGGGGCACCUCCUUCUCCUCCUCCUCGUCCCCCUUUGGGAGAGUUUAAUGAGAGGACUAGUAAGACAGAUCCUAUCUAUUAUUCACCUGCUUCCGAAAUCCGUCCCCGUCCAACCACCCUUGCUGCUCUUGGCUAUUCUCCCCGCCUGCCCGUCUCUCUACCACCACACCCUCCCUCUCGUGUCUUUGAAGCACCUAAAGAUACCCGUAACCCAGCUACUAGAAGUGUAUCUGUUACAUAUAAGAGAAUUACCCAGGGAGGUUAUUAUCCUCGAACAGGUAUGGAUUACAUAAGUGAGGGAUCAGAGGGUUCUAGUAGGGUCACCUAUACUAGGCCCAACAGAGAAAGGGAGAAAUCGCCCCAAAGAGUUAACCCUUUUACACGCCGCGUGGUGGAAAUAGAAUCCGGAUCAGAAAGAGGAAAGAAGACGGCUAGGAGUCUUUCCAGGUCUUCUACGGAAUCAAACCCGUCGGUGGCAGCGUCGAAGACGAGCGAUGAUCCGUGGGCCACUUGGGGCAGUACUUCCAAAAAGAAGAGCGACAAGUCAAGUCAGAAGUCCAAAAUUCCUGUGUCAUCUGGGAACGCUCCACAGAGGUCAUCUUCUCCAGAGAGUUGGACCCGGAAGCUUACCAGGAAGCCCAGAAGUCCCAGCCCACCUCGGCGCAGUGGCAUAAUCAAAGUUCCUGGUGGAUCCAGCGAUACAAUCAAUUGGAGGGCUCAGAUCUGCGAACUUUUGAAGACAGGCCCAGACACUGCUGAUGAUGCCUUGCUUGAAUCUCUGUUAAAGACCUUAAAGUCUUCGGCUGCCGUUGAGGAGCCUGCUUCAGUCACGAAGAAGCCGAAAAAGCCAAAAAUCAAAACUCCAUCCCCUGUUUCCCAGAUUCUGUUCAGAGUCAAAUGUCAUAGAACGGACAGACCUCUGGUGUAUUCCGAUUUCCCCGCCUUUGACGAAAACAACCAUGGUGAUAAAAAGCUGCAUUUGAAGGGCAAAUUGACAGUCUCCAAGAGCGAUCUCGAUAAUCUAGAUAAGGAGCGACAUGGAAAUCUCUCAUUCGUAGUUUAUAAGGACUUCGAAUGUUGUAAGAAAAUUUCGAAUGCAAAACCAGGACCACUUUCAAAGAAGGAAAAAUCCCAACAAUUCCAAGCUUCAGAACCAUUGGAUCUUUACACCACAGAAAGCAUCAGGCUUAUCUCCGAAGAGUUUUGUGAGGCUGUGGUUGCCAUCACAAAGACAACCGGAAGAAUUCCUGCCUGUUACCCUGAGUUCGAAACCUCUGCGAUAUUGAAUGCGCCUUACCCGUGGUAUUACAUUGAUCGUCGUGCAUGGAAGGAAAACGUCUCAACGCUGAAUAAGGCGCAGCAGAAGCAAGUCGACUUGUUUGUAGAUUAUGCAGACUAUAACAUCGGCGAAGAAUAUGAGAAAAUCGACGCUCUCCUUGAUAAAGGCUUGAUUACGACAUCGUACCUUGAUUGUUUGUUUGUAAGUUCAACAAGCCUUCCACUCCAAUAACGAACCGGAUAUGUACUUACGUCUGAACUUUAGGUCCCAAACGAGCUGGUGAUAGCGAAGCCAAUCAGCUCCUCAAGAGAAAGAGACAAUACAGAAUUCACCUUGGCUCA
This is a messenger RNA of Mollisia scopiformis, 2352 nucleotides long. RefSeq lists its product as uncharacterized. The transcript is spliced from 2 exons. The coding region runs from base 107 to 2242 and encodes 711 amino acids. NCBI's taxonomy places the organism in Eukaryota, Fungi, Ascomycota, Leotiomycetes, Helotiales, Mollisiaceae. The record is from RefSeq and is a predicted model, not a curated record.